Molecule: messenger RNA, 3075 nt
Organism: Microcebus murinus (gray mouse lemur)
Lineage: Eukaryota; Metazoa; Chordata; Mammalia; Primates; Cheirogaleidae
Gene: TREH
Product: trehalase
Biological process (GO): trehalose catabolic process
Molecular function (GO): alpha,alpha-trehalase activity
Source: RefSeq, a predicted model, not a curated record
CCUCUGCUCUCCCUGGGACGGGGGCUCUGGAGAGUCAGGGUGCUGCCUGGGGUGGGGUCUAGGCCUGGCCAAGUCGCCUUCACCUCGAGCCCAGGAAGUGGCUUUCCAGCUGGCCCAAAAUUGGAUCCGAACCAACUUUGAUGUCUACUCCCAGGAGUCAGCCAUGUAUGAGAAGUGGUAAAUGCUGCUCAGCUGCUACAACUGACAUCCUUACCAGCAAGCCCGAGUCCUACAGGAGAGGUCACACUAAUCACUGAACUCAAUGGUGCUGGCUGGAAGUAAGCUCCUCCCCAUGUGCUCCUCCUCUGCCCACCUCCUCUGGGUUGCUCCAGGCCCGCAUUGUUGCUAUUAAUAGUCUCCUACUGUGCCUUGCCCCACCCUCUGCCCCUUCAACUCAUCUUCCAGAAUUUUGAAGGGAUGAGCUUCCUAAAGCAAAUCCAAUCCUGCUACUACAGCUCACAAGCUUCCCUGCUGGUUUUGCUUUGGGGAAACAGCUGCCUCCUUGGCUUGGCAAAGGCACCAUUUAUAGACUGGUGCCAACACAUUCCUCCAGCUGCAUCUCACAACCCUUCCCUGCACAGACGCCAAACUCCAUCUAGCUAGGCUGAGCUUCUCAUCGUUCCCUGAAUAUGCUCUGCAUAUGUUGGAAUGGUCUCCAGCCCAUUCCCUUGGCAAACUUCUAAACAAUCUUCCAGACCCAUUACAAAUGUCACCACUUACGAUGGGUCUUCCUGACUCCUCCUCCUUCCUCCCACAGGAGGGUUAUGCUGUGUCGUGCUCCCACACCAUCUCUCGUAGACCAUGGUGAGGGUCCCUGAGUUUCCCGCCAUCAGAAUAUAGAGCCAUUCUGUUUGAAAUGUUAAAGGAAAUGAUGACCUCCAAGCCUGGAGGUCUUGGGGCCACCCAAGGAAGUGGCAACUAGGUCACAGAUGUGUGGCCUUAACCAUGUCCCUAGCUCCUCAGCUGUGCACUCCUCCAACCCUGCCCCGAUGACUCUGAGGGAAGUGUCUGAGCUGGCAGCAUCAGCUGAGACUGAGAAACAGAAAAGGCAAAAAAAAAAAAAAAAGUAGAAGGGCGGAGUGUGACCACUGUACCCCGAGAGCAGGAGGGGCAAGCAGGCCAUGUGCAGACCGAGCACGCAUCGCCUCAGCUGGCCACACCCCAAGCUUGGACUUUGGCUGACUUGGAUGGGCAGGCCAGGCUGUGCCCAGCGAGCAGAGGUGCCUGGGCUUGCUCAUUCAGCCAUAGUCACAAGCCACCAUGCCUGGGAGGACCUGGGAGCUGUGCCUGCUGCUUCUGCUGGGGCUGGGCUCCCAGGAAGCCCUACCCCCACCCUGUGAGAGCCAGAUUUACUGCCACGGGGAGCUCCUGCACCAAGUUCAGAUGGCCAAGCUCUACCAGGAUGACAAGCACUUUGUGGACAUGCCACUGUCCACAACCCCAGACAGAGUCCUGCAGAGCUUUGACGAACUGUCCAAGGCCCACAACCACAGCAUCCCCACGCAGCAUCUGCAGGUGUUCCUUGCAAAAUACUUCCAGGACGUGGGGCAGGAGCUGCAGGCCUGGACCCCUGAGGACUGGAAAGACAGCCCCCAGUUCCUGCAGAAGAUCUCAGACGCCAAGCUGCGGGCCUGGGCAGGGCAGCUGCACCAACUCUGGAAGAAGCUGGGGAAGAAGAUGAAGCCAGAGGUUCUCAGCCACCCUGAGCAGUUCUCACUGAUCUACUCGGCCCACCCCUUCAUCGUGCCUGGCGGGCGCUUUCUCGAGUUCUACUACUGGGACUCCUACUGGGUGAUGGAAGGUCUGCUCCUCUCUGAGAUGGCCCAGACGGUGAAGGGCAUGCUGCAGAACUUCCUGGACCUGGUGAAAACCUAUGGGCACAUCCCCAAUGGCGGGCGUGUGUACUACCUGCAGCGGAGCCAGCCCCCACUCCUGACCCUCAUGAUGGACCGCUACCUGAGUCACACCAAUGACACCGCCUUCCUGCAGGAGAACAUUGAGACCCUAGCUUUGGAAUUGGACUUCUGGACUAAGAACAGGAGCGUCUCUGUCAGCUUGGGGGAAAACACCUAUGUCCUGAAUCGCUAUUAUGUCCCUUACGGGGGACCCAGGCCGGAGUCCUACAGCAAAGAUGUAGAGCUGGCAGACACCUUGCCGGAGGGUGACCGGGAGACUCUGUGGGCCGAGCUCAAGGCUGGGGCCGAGUCUGGCUGGGACUUCUCUUCACGCUGGCUCACUGGGGACCCAAACCCCAACUUGCUCAGCAGCAUCCGAACAAGCAAACUGGUGCCUGUUGACCUGAAUGCCUUCCUGUGCCAAGCAGAGGAGCUGAUGAGCAGCUUCUACGCCAGACUGGGGAAUGACGCCCAGGCCGAGAAGUACAGAACCUUGCGGGAACAGCGCUUGGCCACCCUGAGCGCCGUCCUGUGGGAUGAGGAGAGUGGGGCCUGGUUCGACUACGACCUUGACACUGGGAAGAAGAACAAAGAGUUUUACCCAUCCAACCUCACUCCGCUCUGGGCCGGCUGCUUCUCUGACUCUGGCGUCGCAGACAAGGCCCUGAAAUACCUGGAGGACAGCCACAUCCUGACCUACCAGCAUGGGAUCCCAACCUCUCUCCAGAAGACAGGCCAGCAGUGGGACUUCCCCAACGCCUGGGCCCCCCUGCAGGACGUGGUCAUCAGAGGCCUGGCCAAGUCGCCUUCACCUCAAGCCCAGGAAGUGGCUUUCCAGCUGGCCCAGAAUUGGAUCCGAACCAACUUUGAUGUCUACUCCCAGAAGUCAGCCAUGUAUGAGAAGUAUGACAUCAGCAAUGGUGGACAGCCCGGUGGUGGAGGGGAGUAUGAAGUUCAGGAGGGGUUUGGCUGGACCAAUGGAGUGGUCCUGAUGCUCCUGGACCGCUAUGGUGACCGCCUGACCUCGGGAGCCCAGCUGGCUUUCCUGGAGCCCCACUGCCUGCUGGCUGCCCUUCUGCUAAACUUCCUGCUCAGCCUGCUGCCACGGUGACAGCCCCACCACCCUGUCUGCCCUCCCCACACGUGGCCCCAGCUCCGGCCCCAUUAAACCUCUGCACCA